UUGAUCGCUUCGCGCACGCGCAUUGCCGGCGCUCCGUGUUUGUGCGCCUGCCGCCGCCAUCUUGGUAGGGGCAGGAAAGAGAGGCAAAGGUGAGGGGCUAGAAAAGCAGGUGAUGAGGGAAAGGCUCGUUUAAGGUAUACAUUCCCGGCUCCCCCUCGCUUUCUAAGGUGUUUCCGAGGAGGUCUGCUUUAGGUGUCUGCCGCAGGGGAUGGGACAACCUGUGGACUCCAGCUCCCAUCAGCCGCGAUGGUUGACGGGAGUUGUAGUCCGUUGGAGGGUCACUACCCCCCAUCCCCGAUUCACUGGUAGAUAGUCGCCUGACAGAAGCCCCUUGGUCCUUCGCUGAUUGUCAAAUGAGAGGCGCCUCUGUUCAAGCUCCUUCAUCCUCUGAUUUAGGAAGCGCUGCCUCCUAAACCCCCCAUUUGUUGGGAGAAGCUGGGUUAUACCAAGAGGAAAGCACUCUGUGCAUGCUUAGCAGCACCCUGUUCUUUCAGCAUUCUGAGCUUCGAUUCACAGUCGGCCAUGGACAUGGCCUGCAAUGACCAGAUGCAAAGGAAGGAAGGCUUUGCCUUGUACCUUCCGCUUCCACAAUUGUAUGAUUCUGUGUUGAGAGUCCUGCAUUGCACGGGGUAGGACUGUCCGUUGGGGACCCUUCCAAAAUCUACAACUCUAUGAUUCUUUUUUAUUAUCACCAUCCAAUCAGUUACCACACUUUAUUUCAGAAGGAUUCGGGGGGAGGGGACUAUCCCUGAAAUGCUCUCCUGCGUUAAUCAGCAAGUAUGAGGAACCUGUGGCCUUCCAGAUGCUGAUGGACUACAAAACCCAUAAUCUACGACCAAUGGUCAGGGAUGGUGUAGUCCAGGGUUUCCCAAACUUGGGUCUCCAGCUGUUUUUGGAAUACAUUUCCCAUCAUCCCUGGCCACUGGUCCUGCUAGCUAGGGAUGAUGGGAGUUGUAGUCCAACAACAUCUGGUGGUCCACGGGUUCCACAUUCCGCAAUCUGCUCUCAGAACCUGCACUUCUUGCAUAUUGAUCUUUAUUGAGUGUCAUUUUGUGUAUUUUCAUCUGUCUCAAGUUAGGUAUGUUUACUGAUGCCUAGAUAUUUACUUCCACCUUGGGACAGCUCAGAUGCAACUUGUCUGGUUCCUUGUGUGGUAUGUGCACAGCCGGAUUUAGAUGAAAAGAGGCCCUAGGCUACUCCACUUGUGAGGCUCCUCCCCACACCCACCCUCACAACUAGAAGAAAAUGGAAGUUUGUUAUAAACAAAAUUGAGUGGAGCCAAGGAUGAUGACAGGUAUUUAAAAUUCUACAAUUCACAAUUUUUCCUCUAAAGGACAUAAGAUAUUAUUGUUAGAUGCCAUGGUGAUUUUUAAAAAUUCAUAAAAUUAACACUGAAAAACUUUUGCAAUAACUGAACUUUGUAAACAUUUUGUGGGCAGGCCGCAGGCCUCUUAUAUACCUCUUAUAUAGCUGCUGGGAUUGGCAAGGCAUCUGACCCUCACCUGAAUCUCAUAGCUCUCCUGUAGCUGUCUCUGAUUAGUUAUCAUUUAACUCUUGGGGGAAAUAAUUAGCAUCAGAUGUCAUGUGCAUGGAAGUUGCUGAACCAAUUAACCAACUAGAAGGAUUACUGUUAAUAGCACCAGUUUUCCUAUAACUUGAUAUUGCUGGAUAGUUUUGAUGAACUGCAAAAGCAUUUUUAGUUUGCUUUCUGUUGCCACCCUGGAACUUUUCUUUAUUAGUGCCACUUUGUUUUGUAAGAUUCAUUGCAAAUGAAGGAAUACAACUUUACUGCUUGUAUAUGUUGGUAAUAUAAUUUUGGUUACUGAGGACAAACAAGAUUGUACAAAAACAAGGUUGGGUGCAGGCCUGGCCAGGACAUAGGCAUCCUGACUGUGACAAAGGUGACCUGUGUGCUUGCUUGCUUGCUUGCUUGAUUAACAGCUGUUGGGAACUUAAAGGUCCCUGCUCUCCCUUCUUAUGGUCUUUGUACUGGACCUGAAGACUCUAAUAGAGAGCAUUCCAUGUCAAGAAGGAGGGCAAGUGGGUGCUCUAUCAAAUGACAGGAGUUAUACGGAGCAGGGCCUUUUCACUGGUAGUGCCCAUUGUAUGCCUCACUCUUCCCAGACCUGCUCUCUACUGGCUGUAUUUUGGAGCUUUAUAAUUUAGGAAGACUUUGGAAGAACUGGUUGACAAGUCUUAUCAGUUGCUGACAUAUGAGCGGAUUUUAUUUGCUGCUAUUCUGUGCUUCUGGUGCACCAGGGUUUACACCAGCGUAAUAGAGUUGGCCAGGAUGCCAGAAGGGAUACAAUUUACAAGCUUCCUCCAUUAUCUGCACAGCAGUGGGUGUUCAGUCAACAGUGCAAAGGCUGAGCUGAAGCAUCCCCUGCUGGUUACCUGCUUUCAGCAAUAGGGGUCACUGUUUGGUAGUACCCAAUUGGUUAGCUGUCAGAUUCUAGAACUCCCUAUUGGUGGCUCUUAGGUAAUUCACAAAAUACAGUCCAUUCAUAAAACACAGUAUUCAUUCAUAAAGCAGUAACAUAAAUCUCCAUUGCUACAUAUUGGGUGUAUAUUUCAGCAGUUGAACGUACAAGUUUAUGGCCAUGCUUUAGUGUCGUGCUUAAGAGGCUGUGAAUAAAAGGUGGCUGGGCUCAUUGUCUCGGGGUUUGGGGGGGAAGAGGUGACAAAACUGAUUUCCAAUAAGUGCCCCCCCCCUUAUUUCCAUAACAAGUCCUUGAGUCUGUACUCUGAAUGGUGACACCAGGGAUCUAGAAGGUGCAGCGCUUGUCAGUCCAACCCCUGCACAGUCUCAUCAGGGCUGACCUUAAGGCAAUUGGAGCAAUGGGGCUAAAUUGGGCCCUGCGGGCCGCUCCUAAGAGGGCCCCUGCACCAGCGCAAUCUAGAUGGAUUUUAUUUAUAAGAUUUUGCAGACUUGGGCUGUGAACUGGGGCCCUACAAAAGACAAAAUUCAAGUUGCGCCCCACUGCUUCAAAUUGGGCCCCACUGGCUAGCCCUGAGUCUAAUAGUUGCUGGGCCUGAGUUGCCCUGCCCUUGCAUGAAGUCUUGGGUUUGCAAUUUUGGGAGAGGGGAGACUGCGGCAGUGGGGAGCAGGCAGGCUGGCGAGGCCCCUUAGACUUAGAGAUCCGAGUUGCCCUGCCCUCUCAUGCAGUCUUGGGUUUGCAAUUUUGGGAGAGGGGAGGCUGCCUGCUGGGGAGCGGGAGGGCUGGCGAGGCCCCCUAGAUUUAGAGGCCCUAGGCUUCAGCCUAUACAUAAAUCUGGCACUGAGUAUGUGUUAGGAGAAGCAGACGCAUCUGAAAAAAUAGCUUCUUAUUCAAAAAGUCAAGCUAAUCAAUCAGAAGCUGGCACAUGACCAACUUGGUCUUUGUCUGCUACUGUACAGGGUAAUGGUGGCAUCUUGAGUGUACUGAUGCAUCGGGUGCAACCUUCAUUGCCCCAGAAAGCAUCCCUGAUGCCCAACUCUUACCUGAGCUAUCCUGCAGUUGCAAGAAGGGAUUGUUCGCCCUUUGUUCAGGGAACUGUUAAAAAUAAAUAGGUAUACACGUAGGGUGAUAGUCAAUCAAAUAAUACUUGGAAUAGACUCAUCAAAAUCAUUGGGCUCAAAUUCAGUAUUAUUUAACUAGAUAGCACUCUUAUCUUUUUAAUUGUGAGAGUGAAGAGUGACGCAUGUUCUAAUCUAGAAAACCCACCACUUUGUCACAACUUUAAAACUCUGCUGUUGAAAUAUCCCUGCCUUAAGUGAACUGCGAGGAAGGAGAACUACUACACAAGUCUAGGUGCGGGACAACAGUAACAGCAAUUUAUUUUAUGGCUCUGCAAGUCAGAUAAGGCUGAGGACAUCCUGUGCUACAGGACACAAACUGAAUAACUUAACAAGAAUUGCACAAUCCUCCAGUUAAUUUCAAUAUUCCUUACUCCAGGGCUUCCUCAAAGUCCGUUGAUGAAGCUUUUCACUGCAUGGAGGGAAGCAUCAUAUUGCUAUUAUUUUUUAUUUUUGUUAAAUUUGUUAGUCACUUUAUCUUGUUCAGGGCAACACUAAGUGACUUACAACCAAACAAAUAGAGGGCAAUACUAAGUGACUUACAACUAAACAAAUAGAGAUUCAGUUGCUGAUAAAUCUCAGGUCCAGAGCUGGCCACUCUAUUCUCACAUACUGCCCCUAUUAGAUGAGAAUAGGAGAUGUAAAACAAUUGUAGGCACACACAGCUAAUGCUUCUAUUGGCAAAUAUGGUUGCAAGUGCUUUGUUUGGCAUCUCAAAAAGCCCUUAGCAGGACUCAUCCUGUACUUUUAGGGCUAAGCAAAACAAAACAGCUCAGUACCUGAAAUAAAUUGCUUUUCUGACACGAGAAGCACACCUGCCUGGUUCGUACGUGUAAAUCUCCACUCCCAUGGCGUACUCCAGGGGUUGUCAACCCACUAGUGAGCGUUUCAGGAUUCCAGGUGGGCUGUAGAGGGUUCUACGGCAGAAGCUGAAUCCAUCGAGCACUGGUGGGCAGUAAGGAAAUUUUACCAUCAAGAAAGAUGCAUUAGUGGGCGGCAGGUAUAAAAAGGUUGACUACCCCUGGUGUACAUAAUGAUACUUGUCAGUGUACCACAGGUUAUACUGCCUUUGUACUUUGUCCCUGAAAUCAGUGGAGAUCCGUGCAGGAUUGAGCAGGUAACCAUAGCAAUUGGGCGUAAUGUCUGCUGUCCUCAACACACACACACCCCACCCCCCGCCACAUUCCAGUGACAUGGGGAAAUAACCUCUGCAAGGUGAUCUAUCUGUGUAAGAGUUUUCACAGCUAACUAGAGCUUGGUUUUAGAAGAGACCGAAGGAGUGGAUUUAAUGGUCUUUCUGGAAUGAUCCCUGAGGAAAGCAAGGAAGUCGUCCUGAAUACUAUUUGGAGAGCAGAGGGCUGCUGGACGCCAAAGGAGAGUCACCACAGAGAAAAACCAGAGAGAAACAGCAAAGAGGUCCGGUCAAAUGAGUGGCACUUUGGGUGAUAAAACCGUCAAGCUACAACCAGGGCCCGAGGGAGGUGGCUCUGGUAAUCAUUAGGGUGGUAUAGAAUGUGAUGGUUGGCACAGAAUUUAUUAUCCUGAAAAUAUCAAUUUCCAUUUUUUAAAAAAGUAAGUGUUUAACCUUUGUGGCUGCAAAUAUACGCUUUAAAGUGGUGUGGGCACUUGGAGCAGGAUAAAACCUUACUGGUGUCUGCCAUUUUUAGACAAUAGGGUGAGGCGAACUUUUCUGAACUGUAAUAAUGCAAGGAGGGGAGGGAUAUUCCUUUAACCCUACGAUUCUGUUACCUGGAAGUAAGUCCCAUUGAAUUCAGUGGGACCUGCUUCCGAAUGAACUUGCCUAUGAUUGCAUUGUAAAUUAGCAUAGACAAGGGUUGAGGGAGCUAGUUCCUUUUUAAAGAAGUACUAACUUUCCCCAAGGGACGCGGGUGGCGCUGUGGUCUAAACCACUGAGUAGUUUGCCGAUUUGCUUGGGCUUGCCGAUCAGAAGGUCGGCGGUUCAAAUCCCAGCGAUGGGGUGAGCUCCCGUUGUUCGGUCCCUGCUCCUGCCAACCUAGCAGUUCGAAAGCACGUCAAAGUGCAAGUAGAUAAAUAGGUACUGCUCCGGCAGGAAGGUAAACAGCGUUUCCGUGUGCUCCUCUGGUUUCGCCAGAAGCAGCUUAGUCAUGGUGGCCACAUGAUCCGGAAAAACUGCGGACAAAUGUCGGCUCCCUUGGCCAGUAAAGCGAGAUGAGCACUGCAACCCCAGAGUCACUUUCAGAGUCGUUUGCGACUGGACUUAGCUGUCAGGGGUCCUUCACCUUUACCUUUAACUUUCCCCAAGCAAAUGUAAAGAGUGAUGUUUCAGAUCAGGAACGUGGUAUAGAUUGCAGUAACUCGCUGCAGUGUAUUCUGGGGUAUAUAACACACCAAUGAAAUGAUAUACCUUCUAUUUAUUUGUUUGUUCGUUCAUUCAUGUAACAGAAAUUGUAUACUGGUUAAUCAUAACUAUCUAGAAAUGUUUUACAAGAUUUUAAGGGUGAUCUGACUUAUUGCUUCACGUUGCCCAAACCUGCAGAGACCUGCAUAGGAGGUGUGGCUGACAAUGGCAGAACAUAAUGCCCUGUUGUGUCCUGCCUUGGAUAAGGUGGCUGGUGAGGAGUUCCUGCAGAAAGCAUUCCAGAUCAUGCUUGAGGAAGGUGUAAGGAAAGGGAUGGAUGCCUCUGAAAAGGUAAGGCUUUCUUUUUCUUUUUUAAUAUUUUUUUUUAUUAAUUUUCCAUUGAACAUACAUACAUACAUACCUUAUACAAAUAAAUCACAUAUUUAUCUUAAGUUCUGCCGAGCUUCGGACUUCCCUCCAUUCCUUUGGUAAGUAUCAUAUAAUUUGUAACAUCGCGCAUUUUGUAUGUUUUACUUUAUCUACCAUACGCUGUUAGAGUUAUUCUAACCCUGCCAGUGUCUUUAAAGUUUUACAGUUGUCUCAUAUAUACAUCAAGUAUUUACUCCAAUUUUCUUGAAACUUCUGUUCAUCCUAGUCUCUUAGUUUUCCUGAUAUUCUGGCCAGUUCUGUAUAAUUUAUCAUUUUAACCUGCCAUUCCAAUAUAGUAGGUAUAACAUCCGUUUUCCAGUUCUUGGCCAGCAUAAUUCUUGCUGUCGUCGUGGCAUAUAGAAAGAGACUUUUAUCUUUUUUUUUAGAAAAAAUCCUUUCUUGUCAAUCCCAGUAGAAAGGCUUCGGGCUUUUUUUGGAAAAGUAUAUUUAAAGAUUUUUUAAAGUUCAUUGUAAAUUGAUUCCCAGAAGCCCUUCACUUUACCACAGGUCCACCACAUGUGGUAAAGGUCUCCCUCUACCUCUCCACAUUUCCAGCAUUUCUUGUUUUUCAUUCUGUACAUCUUUGCCAGUUUUACCGGCGUAAGAUGCUAUCUAUAGAUCAUUUUCCAUAGAUUCUCCUUCAAUGCCGUACAGGCCGUAAAUUUCAUAUUUACAUUCCAUAAUUCCUGCCACGCUUCUAAUUCAAUAUUAUGUCCAAAAUCAAUGGCCCAUUUAAGUCUUUCAGGGCUCAUUCUCACAACAUAAUCUUGGGAGUUGUUCUUAUAUAAUGGUGUAUUUAUCCAAUGCUUAAUUACUGGCUUAAUUACUGGCAUAACGUGAGGAUGGGACUAUGUUAUUUGGCUUUCAAGCAUUUAUGUGAAUGCUGCCUGAACUUUUCAAUACGAACUGGCCAACCUAUUUCCUUCCUUGUUAGGUGUGUGAUUGGAAGGAACCUGAGGAGCUGCAGCAAAUCCUAGACCUGGAUCUAAAAGAGGGAGGGGAGCCGCAGGAGAGAUUGCUGGACCGCUGCCGGGAUGUUAUCAGAUACAGCGUGAAGACAUGUGAGUGCCUGGCACCAGCGUCUCGUUCGUGAAAUAGCAUAGUUCCUGCAUGUGGAGUAAUAUGUAGUUCCUGCUCCAGUUAGGUCUUGUUUCCAUGGCCUCAAGCUGCAAAACGGGAUGCUUCUCAUGUUAAGUGACCUGCUGACAAAGCUGACUAUCGCCUCCAGUGUAAAGACACAUGGAUUUAAAAUAGCCUAUAUAUGCACAGUAGCCCAAAGGCGAUGAAAAUUGUGAGCCAAGGGGGUGUGGCUAAAACACCCUGGAAUUCGCUGUCCUUGUACACAUGAAGUCAGAAUUCAAGACAAAUAUCUCUGGUUAUGUCAAUAUGUCCUAAAGGAAACAGCACGUUCUGGCAUCUUUUUAGCAAACAGAGACAGCAGCGUUCCCAAGAUCAGAGGCAAAGUACAGUGGUAACUCGGGUUACAGACGCUUCAGGUUACAGACUCUUCAGGUUACAGACUCCGCUAACGCAGAAAUAGUACCUCGGGUUAAGAACUUUACCUCAGGAUGAGAACAGAAAUUGCACGGCUGCGGCAGGAGGCCCCAUUAGCUAAAGUGGUACCUCAGGUUAAGAACAGUUUCAGGUUAAGAACAGACCUCCAGAACGAAUUAAGUUCUUAACCCGAGGUACCACUGUAAUUAGUGCUUUAGAAAACAAGCGUUUUCUAGGGUUGGGUGAUAUAUCGUCCAAAACCAGUUUGAAGUCCAUGAUAUCAGUUUCAUAAUUUUUGACCUGGCAAUUUAUUGCGAACCAUGAUGUGUGUGUGUGUGUGUGUGUGUGUGUGCGUGUGCGUGUGUGUGCGCGCUAUGCAAAAAUCACAAUGCGGGGGGGAAAUGUGAAGCCAGCCAAUGCCUCUACAUAGCUCCACCCUUAUUUCAGACAUUGCAAUAUAUCAGUAUAUCGCGAUGUUUAGCUGGUGAUAUAUCACGAUGUUGAAAAGCAGUUAUUACCCAGCCCAAAUGCCUUCCUGCUGUACAUUUCAUUCAUGCCCUGUGUAAAAGAGUGUGUUCCCCACACACCACUUCCAAAAAGAGAAUUAUAUUUGGUAUGAUGUGAUUGUGCUGUAGACUGAUCCAAAGUAGCUUCAGUUCAGCAUAGCUACAUACUCUUUUACUCUUUCUUUCUCAGGUCACCCGCGAUUUUUCAACCAGUUGUUUUCAGGACUUGAUCCCCAUGCUUUGGCCGGACGGCUGAUCACAGAGAUGCUCAACACCAGCCAGUAUGUGUUUGCAUUUUUCUGAUGAAACCAUGGCGUUAAAAUAGGUUGCAGUGGCUCUCUUGGGCUCAGUACGGAUUAUUGUUUUAAAAAGAGCUGGAAAUGGUUAGAUUGAGUAGAUUAGGGCGUUGCUUCCUAGGGUCUACCCUCAUAUUUAUUUUGUCCUCUGCGAUCAAACAGGGUUUGCAGGUUCUUGAACUGCAGAACUCUUUACCAGAGGCAAAAGUGGUCUUAGUGUACAUACAAUCAUUUUCCCCAAAGAGCUUUCAACUCUGAAAUACAUGUCUUUUUAUGUAUAUAUUUCUAUCCUUAUCCCUUUCUAUAUACUGUCGUACCUUGGAUCCUGAACACCUUGCGAGUCAAACAUUUUGGCUCCCAAACACCGCAAACCCGGAAGUGAGUGUUCUGGUUCGUGAACGUUCUUUGGAACCUGAACGUCUGACGUGGCUUCUGCAGCUUCCAAUUGGCUGCAGGAGCUUCCUGCAGCCAGUCGGAAGCCGCGUCUUGGUUUCCAAAUGUUUUGGAAGUCAAAUGGACUCCCGGAAUGGAUUCUGUUCAACUUCUGAGGUACCACUGUAUCUGUAUCUCUAUCUAGUGCUUUUUGGGGGUUAAAAAAAUUGAGGUGCCAUUGUUCAUAUAUGACUAGAAGGGCCAUGAGUAUCUGCACAAAAUGGCUGCCAUGGGCAGCAAAAAAGAGGUUCGUGGUACUCUGUAGCGGUGAGUACCAUCACAAAAGCCCCUCCCCAGUGUGGUGUAGUGGUUAAGAGCAGUGGACUUGUAAUCUGGGGAACCGGGUUCGCGUCUCCACUCCUCCACAUGCAGCUGCUGGGUGACCUUGGAGAAUGUUGGCCGCUUUGAGACUCCUUGUUACCUGCCAAGCUUGGGGAACAGUGCUGGCUAAACUGCAGAGCUGGAACAGCCAACAGGAAGAUCUUGUUGAACCUCACGCUCCAAGGCAGAUGAUUAAACUGGCAGCGACUCCACUGCUGCUAAGGUAGCUAGGUUCUCAUGAUGUGGCUGUGGUGGCUGCUACUGCAGACCCUCAACGUGUCCCUAUUUUCCAGGGACAGUCCCAGAUUUGCAGAAGAUGUCCCAGUUUCUGAUUUGAUCCUACAAUGUCCCAGUGUGGUGUAGUGGUUAAGAGCGGUAGUCUUGUAAUCUGGGGAACUGGGUUCGCGUCUCCACUCCUCCACGUGCAGCUGCUGUGCUAGUCACACUUCUCUGAAGUCUCUCAGCCUCACUCAUCUCACAGAGUGUUUGCUGUGGAGGAGGAAGAGAAUGGAGAUUGUUAGCUGCUUUGAGACUCCUUAGGGUAGUGAUGAAGCGGGAUAUCAAAUCCAAACUCUUCUUCUUCUUCUUCUUCCCCCCUCACUAAUUCCAUCCUUGAUCCUGGAAGGAAGUGCGCAUAGCAGUUUUCUAAGUGAGCCACCUCCUGUGAUGCAGGCAAACUACAUAUUUCUGAUAAUACAAAGUUGUGGGGUAGAAACAUGACACAGUUGUAUUCACAUAUUCGCAUCCAUGGCAAGGAGCAGCCCUAAGUAAGCCCUAAGGUGGUGAUGUCACAGGACAGGACAUCAUACUUGCACUCCCCCACCCCGCCAAGCUAAAGAGAUAGAUGUUGGCUGUCAGCACCCAUGCAGUUCCUCAUAUCUGGUAGUUUGUUACAUAUAUUAUGCACGCUGCAUUACUUAAACGCCACACACUUCUCAGGGGGAAUCAGUAGGACUUACAAGCAGGUAUUGGAGCCAGUGUGGUGUAGUGGUUAAGAGCGGUAGUCUCGCAAUCUGGGGAACCGGGUUCGCGUCUCCGCUCCUCCACAUGCAGCUGCUGGGUGACCUUGGGCCAGUCACACUUCUCUGAAGUCUCUCAGCCCCACUCACCUCACAGAGUGUUUGUUGUGGGGGAGGAAGGGAAAGGAGAAUGUUAGCCGCUUUGAUACUCCUGAAGGGGAGUGAUAAAGCGGGAUAUCAAAUCCAAACUCUUCUUCUUCUUCUAUUGCACUGUUGGGCUCUGUUGUGGAGGCAUGGCGUUUUCAGAGCACUCAAAAUUCAGAGUUUUUGUAUCCGGGGAAAUAGAGUGCUUCCUCCAUACCUCAGAGAGCAUGUCUGUUCAUAGUGUGAUUGUCUAUCCCUGCGGAAUGAGAUUGUCAGAAUAGUUCAGUGAUAGAACUAUGCCCAGGUCAUUUUGUGAACCGUUUUACUUUAUUUUGUUAUUUUUUUCCAUUUUAAUAAUAUUUUUUUCAGCGGCUGUGUGCGCCCUGCUAAGGGAUGAAGGUCUCAUCUAUUAGUACAGUAUAAUUCCUUGGAUUCCUGAUAGGCCUGCCAACGUCCCUCCAACCAUUCGCCAACCACUCUUUACUUCCUAGGCACCUUUCCUAGGUGAAACUCCCCGAUACCUACUUGUGACAUACAAUUGCAGGUAUAUGACUUGGACCAAAACAUCAUUUCGCCUUGUGUUCUAGGUACACGUAUGAGAUUGCCCCUGUGUUUGUAUUGAUGGAGGAGGUGGUUCUGAAGAAGCUGCGGGAGCUGAUUGGCUGGGAGGAAGGGGAUGGGCUCUUUAGUCCUGGUGAGUGAUAUUCCUUUCUGCGUGUUCUAGGUCAAAUCUGCAGCAGUACCUUUACAGAGGGCUGUAUAUUGUCCACCUGAAGCAGAUUUAAGCCCACCUGGACAAUGGUCUGAAAUGAUGGGAAUUGUAGUCAAAUAACAUCUCGAGGCCACCACGAUGGCUAUGGCUGCCUCUGGUCUGCAACUUGUUGCACCGAAAACAACCUGGAGUUUCGCUUUAGGAAUCCCAUACUAACCUUGAUAUUUGACAUUAUAAUUGCCAUUUAUAAGUGAAAGCAGGCAAUCUUCAUGCUCUUUCUUCUCUGCUGCUUCUGACUUUGCAUGGAUUCUUAACUACUUGCAUAUUUUAUUCUGGUUUUGCUAGUAAUGGGGAUGGCUAAGCAAGUGUUUCACCGCUUCCCUAUCCACUGGAAAUCUUCUUUCAUUCCUCCUCUGGCUUCUGAGAUUUUAGCAGCCAUUGUCCAUUUUUAACCUUCACAGCCACCAAGCCUAGAAACUUGCUCCCUUGGGUUUUUUUGUUGGUUUGUUUUAAUGGAAGCUGAAAUCUGCACCCGAUGAUACAUUCUGAAUCUUUGCUGUGCUCCCACAGAAUUACGGCAUACACAUAUACCUGGCUAUGAGUGCAUUAAAUAGCAUAGAAAUAAAUAACCUUAGACCAUGAUCUCUCUGGGCUCUUUUUUUGCAGGGGGCUCAAUCUCCAACAUGUAUGCUAUGAACGUGGCACGAUACCACCGCUUCCCAGAUUGCAAGCAGAAGGGUAACUGGGCAAUACCGAAGCUGGCAGUGUUCACUUCGCAGGAGGUAUGUUAUUCUUCUGAGUUGUUUGUCUGUCUGUCUGUUUGCUGCCUGAUAUUUGACUGUGCUGCAGCCUUUCCAGAGGCCACCCAAGUGGUCCUGAAUGGGGUAACUGUGCCCCUGAAGGACCAGGUACGCAGCCUGGGAGUCAUUUUGGACUCACAGCUCUCCAUGGAGGCGCAAGUCAAUUCUGUGUCCAGGGCAGCUGUUUACCAGCUCCAUCUGGUACGCAGGCUGAGAACCUACCUGCCCGUAGAUUUUCUUGCCAGAGUGGUGCAUGCUCUUGUUAUCUCCUGCUUGGACCACUGCAAUGUGGGGCUAUCUUUGAAGGUGACUCAGAAAGUGCAAUUAAUUCAGAAUACGGCAGCUAGACUGGUGACUGUCUAGAGCCAGUGUGGUGUAGUGGUUAAGAGCGGUAGUCUCGCAAUCUGGGGAACCGGGUUCGCGUCUCCGCUCCUCCACAUGCAGCUGCUGGGUGACCUUGGGCCAGUCACACUUCUUUGAAGUCUCUCAGCCCCACUCACCACACAGAGUGUUUGUUGUGGGGGAGGAAGGGAAAGGAGAAUGUUAGCCGCUUUGAGACUCCUUAAAAGGGAGUGAAAGGCGGGAUAUCAAAUUCAAACUCUUCUUCUUCUUCUUCUGCCUGGGAGCGGCUGCCAGGACCAUAUAACACCGGUCCUGAGAGACCUGCCUUGGCUCCCAGUAUGUUUCCGGGCCCAAUUCAAAGUGUUGGUGCUGACCUUUAAUGCCCUAAACGGCCUCAGCCCAGUAUACCUGAAGGAGCGUCUCCACCCCCAUCAUUCAGCCCAGACACUGAGAUCCAGCGCUGAGGGCCUUCUGACGGUUCCCUCACUGUGAGAAGUGAGGUUACAGGGAACCAAGCAGAGGGCCUUCUCAGUAGUGGCACCUGCCCUGUGGAACGCCCUCCAGCCAGAUGUCAAAGAGAUAAACAACUACUCUACUUUUAAAAGACAUCUGAAGGCAGCCCUGUUUAGGGAAAUUUUUAAUAUUUAAUGUUCUAUUGUGUUUUUAAUAUUCGAUUGGGAGCCGCCCAGAGUGGCUGGGGAAACCCAGCCAGAUGGGCGGGGUAUAACCUCCCCUUAAGAGGAGGUUAAGGGGUGAUAUGAUAGCCAUGUUCAAAUAUAUAAAAGGAUGUCACAUAGAGGAGGGAGAAAGGUUGUUUUCUGCUGCUCCAGAGAAGCGGACAUGGAGCAAUGGAUCCAAACUACAAGAAAGAAGAUUCCACCUAAACAUUAGGAAGAACUUCCUGACAGUAAGAGCUGUUCGACAGUGGAAUUUGCUGCCAAGGAGUGUGGUGGAGUCUCCUUCUUUGGAGGUCUUUAAGCAGAGGCUUGACAACCAUAUGUCAGGAGUGCUCUGAUGGUGUUUCCUGCUUGGCAGGGGGUUGGACUCGAUGGCCCUUGUGGUCUCUUCCAACUCUAUGAUUCUAUGAUUCUAUAAAUAUAUGAAGAUGAUGGUGAUGAUGAUGAUGGAACUCACAGACCACAGUUUCAAAAACCCAGCCUUAGUUCAUAGUUAAUGCCAUUCCCAUUUCCACUGUGUGUGUUUCUCCUUGCAUACUGGAUCAAGUGAACUGUUGUUUGAGAAAGCUAGAGUCAAGCAAUGUAGUUGAGAUCAUAGAAUCAUAAAAUUGUAGUAUUGGAAGAAACCCUCGACGGUCUAGUCCAACCCCUGACAAAUAGACAUUCCGUUGUGGCAACCACAACCUAGGUUUAAGGUGCCAUUUGAUGCCUAGUUUAUGUGUCUGAGUUUCUAGCACUGGUUAUGGGUGGCCAGCACUUCUCCAAAUGUAUACACAGCAAAUUUUAUGAUGGCUUCUGUAUUAUCCCAGACAUGACCAGUUCCAGCACUGGUGCAUAUGUGUGGGUAUUGUGACUGUGGCUUCAGCCUUGCCCAGACCUCAAACCUGAGGUCUCCUUGGAAGUGGAGCAGGGGCAAGACUGCUGUACACGUUCUCAGCUGGAGGGCCUUUGCUACAGCUAUGCCAUCCUCAGGCUGUUAUUUUAAGACUACCCAGCUCUGCAUCACUAUAAGUGAAGAAGCCAAGUUACUGAUUAAGUCUGCCUAGCGGAAGGAUUGAGAAAUCCCAGUGUUAAGUUUGGAUUAGUGAAGGAUUAAACCAAUAUUCUAGUAUAAUGUUUUAUUUCAAUUCUGAGCUGCUUACUAGUGGUUUCGCUCUCCCCUGCUGCUUCCUCUUUACCAUAUACUUCUUUUGAAUAAAUUAUUUAAUUGGAUUUCUGGGGCGGGCCAAUAUCUGCACGCACUCAAGGGCUGCUUAACCUCACACAUGGCUUUGGCUGCUGGGGCUACACUGGGAGAGCAGAGACAGGCUAAAGUUGUCAAGAAGGAGCCUUGGAAUGCAGCCAGCUGUUCUCCUACUUCUUUCCCCUGCCCUAUAAUUUUUAUUAAAUUUUCUGUUUUACAUUUUAGAGUAUUCAUUUAAACAACCUUAAAGUAUCCAUGACUUCCCUUCUUCUCUUUCCAUGGUUCAUUUUGCACAACAAAAAUCCCUGCAUAUUUUAUAUACCGUAUUUUUUGCUCUAUAAGACUCACUUUUUCCCUUCUAAAAAGUAAGGGGAAAUGUGUGUGCGUGUUAUGGAGCGAAUGCAGGCCAUGCAGCUAUCCCAAAAGCCAGAACAGCAAGAGGGAUUGCUGCUUUCAUUGUGCAGCGAUCCCUCUUGCUGUUCUGGCUUCUGAGAUUCAGAAUAUUUUUUUUCUUGUUUUCCUCCUCCAAAGACUAGGUGCGUCUUGUGGUCCGGUGCGUCUUAUAGAGCGAAAAAUACGGUAAACUAAACCAUUCAGUACCUUGGUUUGCAUACGCUUUGGAUUACAAACACGUCAAACCCAAAAGUGUGUGUCCCAGUUUGCAACCUUUUUUUGGAUGACAACCCAUUUAUUUAUUUAUUUAUUGAUUGAUUGAUUAUGAACAAAGAAAUUUUGGAGGCCCCAUGGGUGAAAGUGCACCUUGGGUUACAACCUGUUUUGGUUUACAAACAGACCUCCGGAACGGAUUAUGGUUGUAAACCAAGGUACCACCUUACAGUGGUACCUCGGGUUAAGUACUUAAUUUGUUCCGGAGGUCUGUUCUUAACCUGAAACUGUUCUUAACCUGAAGCACCACUUUAGCUAAUGGGGCCUCCCACUGCCACCGUGCUGCCGGAGCACAAUUUCUGUUCUCAUCCUGAAGCAAAGUUCUUAACCCGAGGUACUAUUUCUGGGCUAGCGGAGUCUGUAACCUGAAGCGUAUGUAACCCGAGGUACCACUGUAUUCCAUUAUUACAUCCAUCAAAAUUUAUUUACACUGUUGGAUUUAUCUUAAUGCUGCCCACGUUUUCAGGUGUGCACAAUUUCCCCCCAUAUAAUCAAUAAACAUUUUCCAAUCUUCUUUAAACGUAUGUUCUUCUUGUUCUCUUAUUCAAUAUGCUAAGUCUGCAAGCUGCGCAUAUUCCAACAGUUUAAGUUGCCAUUCUGCUUUAGUUGGGACCUCGCUCGUUUCCCAUGCUGUUCCCCUACGUCUAAAUAUUUUGCCUAUUUUGAACUUACAAUGUAUUGUUGAAUAUUUUGCUGAUACUCGCAUGUGGCAUUUUAAGGAUUUCUAGCUGCCUUGAGUAUCUUAGCAGUCAUUUCCAUAUUUGUAUCUAUUUAUACCAUAUGCAAGCUUUAUGCUAAUAUGUGGUGUCCUCGUUUGUCCUAUAGCGUGCCCUGUUUUCUGGUGAUGUGCCACCCUAGCUUAAUUGUGCUUGUGUUUGUUUAUAAAAUUCAUUGAUUGCCUGUUGUUGAGUUUUCUUAAAAAAAUCACUCUCAAAGGAAUUUAUUAAUCAAUAACAUUAAAUAAUUAUUCGGGGGGGGGGAGCUGCAUGGAGCUAAGGGAAAUCACUUCAAAUGGACCCCAAAUGAUCAAAUUGUAUUAGACCAGGGGUCAGCAAACUUUUUCAGCAGGGGGCCGGUCCACUGUCCCUCAGACCUUGUGGGGGGCUGGAGUAUAUUUUUUUUGGGGGGGGGGGAUGAACGAAUUCCUAUGCCCCGCAAAUAAUCCAGAGAUGCAUUUUAAAUGAAAGGAAACAUUCUACUCAUGUGAAAACAAGCUGGUUCCCGGACCGUCCACGGGCCGAAUUUAGAAGGCGAUUGGGCCGGAUCCUGCCCCCGGGCCUUAGUUUGCCUAUCCAUGUACAGUGGUACCUCGGGUUAAGAACUUAAUUCGUUCUGGAGGUCUGUUCUUAACCUGAAACUGUUCUUAACCUGAAGCACCACUUUAGCUAAUGGGGCCUCUUGCUGCCGCUGCACGAUUUCUGUUCUCAUCCUGAAGCAAAGUUCUUAACCCGAGGUAAUAUUUCUGGGUUAGCAGAGUCUGUAACCUGAAGCGUAUGUAACCUGAAGCGUAUGUAACCCGAGGUACCACUGUAUUAGACAGCUUCCAAUAGAGGUAUCAGUCCAUGGUGGCUGAUGCCCAUUGGUGCUGCUAGGGCAGAAGCCAGAGGCCAACAGGAGGUGGCGCCAGAGAGCCGAUGACAUGCAGAGUCAACUAAUUCCCUGAUAAGUUCUAUAAGGGCAAAACUGAGACUGCAGAGGUGGAAGCUGAGAGGCAGUGCCACCCAUUGGGCUGGUUGUUAGAAGACCCACAGAUGGGUGUUUGCUGAGAAUAGGCUACGGUUGGUGGGCCAGUGUCUUAUUAGCCCCAAAUGGACCAGCCUCUGCUAGUAUCCUAGGUCAAUUCUGUGUCCAGGGCAGCUGUUUACCAGCUCCAUCUGGUAUGCAAGCUGAGACCCUACCUGCCCGCAGACUGUCUCGCCAGAGUGGUGCGUGCUCUGGUUCUCUCCUGCUUUGACUACUGCAAUGUGCUCUACGUGGGGCUACCUUUGAAGGUGACCCAGAACUACAACUAAUCCAGAAUGCGGCAGCUAGACUGGUGACUGGGAGCAGCCGCCGAGACCACAUAACACCAGUCUUGAAAGACCUACAUUGGCUCCCAGUACGUUUCUGAGCACAAUUCAAAGUGUUGGUGUUGACCUUUAAAGCCCUAAACAGCCUCGGUCCAGUAUACCUGAAGGAGCGUCUCCACCCCCAUCAUUCAGCCUGGACACUGAGGUCCAUUGCCGAGGGCCUUCUGGUGGUUCCCUCACUGCGAGAAGCCAAGUUGCAGGGAACCAGGCAGAGGGCCUUCUCGGUAGUGGCGCCCGCCCUGUGGAACGCCCUCCCACCAGAUGUCAAAGACUUUUAGAAGACAUCUGAAGGCAGCCCUGUUUAGGGAAGCUUUUAAUGUUUGAUGUCUUACAGUAUUUUAAUAUUUUUUUGGAAGCCGCCCAGAGUGGCUGGGGAAUCCCGGCCAGAUGGGCGGGGUAUAAAUUAUUGUUGUUAUUAUUAUUAUCAUCAUCAUCAUCCUCUAAUUCCCUCUUUUUCUGGCUUCUCUUCCAGUGCCAUUACUCCAUCCAGAAGGGAGCGGCUUUCCUGGGAAUUGGCACAGACAACAUCUACCUUGUUGCUGUUGAUGAAAAGUGAGAGCUUCCAUCGGAAACCCUUGUGAGACUUGACCCGGCCCAGGCCUCCUGGCACUGCCAGUGGACCAUCUAAUAAAAUAAUUUGCCCUGACACAUGAUACCUACCUACCAAAUGCACCUUUAACAGAUGCCUCCCCUGGGAAAUACCCAAGGACAGAGACACCAUUGCUUAUCUGUGUUUUUCUUUUUCCUUUUGUUUCCAGAUUCCCUCCCCCUUCCCCAAUACUUAAUGGAAAAUGACCGUAUUUUUUGCUCUAUAAGACUCACUUUUCCCCUCCUAAAAAGUAAGGGGAAAUGUGUGUGCGUCUUAUGGAGCGAAUGCAGGCUGCGCAGCUAUCCCAGAAGCAAGAACAGCAAGAGGGAUUGCUGCUUUCGCUGCGCAGCGAUCCCUCUUGCUGUUCUGGCUUCUGAGAUUCAGAAUAUUUUUUUUCUUGUUUUCCUCCUCCAAAAACUAGGUGCGUCUUGUGGUCUGGUGCGUCUUAUAGAGCGAAAAAUACGGUAUAACCCCAUAGAAAGGUACACAGUGAUUUCGCAGCUAACAUAGGAGCUGAUAAUGGAGGAUAGAAUUUAGCACCCUGAAAACCAAAGAUUUAUUUUUAUUUCUCUUCUAGUCCUCAAGACGGAAAAGAUGUUUCCCUCAAAUUCUUUCCAAUGACAAAAAGUUCCGAAAAGGUUAAGGUAGUUGCAUUAACACUAGAGUUGCAUCAAGAAGUCUUUAGGCCAGUGUGUCACUUAUAAUAAUAAUAAUAAUAAUAAUUUAUUAUUUAUACCCCGCCCAUCUGGCUGGGCUUCCCCGGCCACUCUGGGCGGCUUCCAAAAGAAUAUUAAAAUACUAUAAUACAUCAAACAUUAAAAGCUUCCCGAAACAGGGCUGCCUUCAGAUGUCUUCUAAAAGCCUGGUAGUUGUUGUUCUCUUUGACAUCUGGUGGGAGGGUGUUCCACAGGGAAGGCGCCACUACCGAGAAGGCCCUCUGCCUGGUUCCCUGUAACUUGGCUUCUCGCAGUGAGGGAACCGCCAGAAGGCCCUCAGUGCUGGACCUCAGUGUCCGGGUAGAACGAUGGGGGUGGAGACGCUCCUUCAGAUAUACUGGACCAAGGCCGUUUAGGGCUUUAAAGGUCAGCACCAACACUUUGAAUUGUGCUCGGAAACGUACUGGGAGCCAAUGUAGGUCUUUCAAGACCGGUGUUAUGUGGUCUCUGCGGCCGCUCCCAGUCACCAGUCUAGCUGCCGCGUUCUGGAUUAGUUGUAGUUUCCGGGUCACCUUCAAAGGUAGCCCCACGUAGAGCACAUUGCAGUAAUCCAAGCGGGAGAUAACCAGAGCAUGCACCACUCUGGCGAGGCAGUCCGCAGGCAGAUAGGGUCUCAGCCUGCGUACCAGAUGGAGCUGGUAAACAGCUGCCCUGGACACAGAUUUGACCUGUGCCUCCAUGGACAGCUGUGAGUCCAAAAUGACUCCCAGGCUGCGCACCUGGUCCUUCAGGGGCACAGUUACCCCAUUCAGGACCAGGGAAUCCUCCACACCUGCCCGCCUCCUGUCCCCCAGAAACAGUACUUCUGUCUUGUCAGGAUUCAACCUCAAUCAAUUGCACUUUGCCUUUGAAACAAAGUUGGCAGAGAUUUAAAACAGGCCUCCCAAGAGGUUGAAUGGAUCAUCCUUUAGUGGUUGAUCUGCACAAGCUAAUGUGGAACAGGUAUAUGUGGAUUUUGCCAUUUCGGAUUGCAGGUAGGGGAUCUUUUUCUCAGUGCUUCCCCUUAGGAAAAAUAUCUUCCCGGACGUGGAAAAGCAAUGCUUCAUAGAGAGGGCCCGCCUAGAACUCCUUCCCCCAAAGGCACUAGUUUACUUUUUUUUUCUUUCUCAAAAAUUUUAUUAGUUUUCACAAUAUUAUAAACAAACAAACACACAAAACAAACAAACAAAAAUCAUAGCCUUAUUGAAAAUUCCAGUUAUUAACUUUGUUAAGUGACUUCCUCGCUUCCCCUUGAUUGAAUUUCAUUGCAUGUCCUUUUAACGGUUUUCCAAAUCCCAAUUUUUAUGAAAUUUAACUUAAACAUUAACAUCCUUAGAUCUUCACCUUAUGGAAUUAAACAUAUUAAUUCAUCACUUAACAUAAAUAAAAUCCUGAGCCCAUUAAGUAUCUGCAAGCUGUUUUCAGUUAGUUUAACAUAGCAAAUUUAACUAAAUAAUCAUUAAAUUUAUUCCACUCUUCCUGAUACUCCUCCUCCUUCUGAUUGCGGACUCUUCCGGUUAGGUCGGCUAGCUCCGAAAAAUCCAUCAUCUUCAUCUGCCAUUCUUCUAUCGUUGGUAAUUCUUGGGUUUUCCACUUUUUAGCUAACAAAAUACGAGCAGCAGUUCUGGCAAACAAAAAUAAUUUAACAUCUUUCUUGGGCACAAAGGCACUAGUUUUCUGUGUGCACAGGGACUUUUGAAACAGGGAGUCGUUUGACCACGAGAUUCUAUACCUGCUGCAGCCUGUAGUAGCACAUUCCGGGGCAAACAUGCACCACACGAUUCUGCUCCUUGCAUAGGUUGGUUCUAGAGGUGGAUUGUCUUAAGGCUCACUUCUGCCACUGCUUUCUUUCUCCUUCAGGGGAAAAAUGAUCCCUGCUGAUCUGGAGAAAAAGAUCAACCAGGCCAAAUCUGAGGUAGGUUUCCUCUGGACGGUGAAGAGGGCAGAACUGAGAGCACAGGACAUUUUCCUUCAUAAUGCUCCACUCUUUUUCUGAGGACUUGCCUACUUACACCUGAAGGAGCUUCUCUACCCCCAUCGUUUAGCCCAGACAUGGAGGUCCAGCUCCAAGGGCCUUUUGGUGGUUCCCUCACUGCAAGAAGUGAGAUUACAGGGCCUUCUCGGUAGUGGCGCCCGCCCUGUGGAGCGCCCUCCCGUCAGAUGUCAAGGAAAUAAACAACUCUCUGACUUUUAGAAGACAUCUGAAGGCAGCCCUGUUUAGGGAAGCUUUUAAUGACUGAUGUUUUAUCGUGUUUUUAAUAUUCUGUUGGGAGCCGCCCAGAGUGGCUGGGGAAACCCAGCCAGAUGGGCGGGGUAUAAAUGAUAAAUUGUUGUUGUUGUUGUUAACAGCGGUGUCUAACCUGUUACCAAACAUGAUCAGAGAGAGACAUAGAGUGGGGGAGGGGAUGUGUGUUGUUGGGAGACACAACAUCCUUGUAAUGUUCACAGAAAAUCAGCUCUAGCCAACCCAGACUGCUCUGGCUGGGGCUGAUGGGAGUUAUAGUCCAAAACUUCCAGAGGGCACCAGAUUGGCAAAACCUGCGCCAGCUAUACUUCCCGUCUGCCAAUGCCUGCUCCUGAUGUUCUUCUUUUCCAGAGGGCAUUCCCCUUCUUUGUCAAUGCCACCUGUGGCACCACCGUCCUGGGAGCCUUCGACCCCGUGGCUGAGAUUGCGGACGUGUGCGCAAGGCACAAGAUCUGGCUUCACGUUGAUGUAAGUGCGGCAUGCUGAGGGAUUGGUGCCCUACAGAUCCUUGGGGAUGGCAGGAGGUGCUUGUUAUAAGUGUGUGUGUGAGAGAGAAAAUGGGGAGGGGUGUGUGUGUUCUGUGUCUUUUAAACCCUGAAUGCCACCCAGACCAAGGAUAGAAGAUGGUACUUAGAGACAGGUGGUCCACUUCUGACAUAUUGGCAGGUGAGGUGGCUUUCCUAUCACGGUCCCUUGCUCCUCCCUCCCCAAAACCUCUCCUGAAGUAGCAUUCAGGGAGUCGACAGGAGCUGCAGCCGAAAGGUAAAAGCAGCUGUUUCUUCCUGCACGCACAGAGUGACCUUUGUGUACAUACACAGGUCUCUUUGGAUCUUGACCAGUGAUUCAUGUCCACGGAAUUGCUUUCUGGUGUCAUGUGCAAAAAGUAAUGUCACGAUCAUUUCCCCCAUGCAAUUUUAUUUUUUUGGUCCGAGGAUGAUCUCACAAUCCUGUUCCUUUCAGGAUGUAGUUGCAAGAUUUGCCCCAUGCAGAGGUGCAACAGCUAACCUCCUAGGAUGAAUUGUUCUUUCAUGUCUCUGCAUUAGAAGCGAUUGCGUGCUGCAGAUGCAGGGACGCAACAGAUUAACCUGCCCCUAUUGAGGACAGACCAGAGCGGUGAAUCAGUUGUGCAUAGAUGUAGCAGGCAACCUGCUUUGUAGGGUGAUUACUGUUUAAUUAUUAUCCAAGAGGCAGUAGGGUGGAAGAGGGACAAAAAUCAAGGCAGGGAGGAAAAGACCGGGAAGAAAGGUUGGAUGUAUUCUUCGUAUCUGUGAUCAUUCCAAGUAAGUCCAGCUUUUUGGUUUGGGGGCAGAAUUCAGUGUCUUGAGAUGCUUUCAUCUGGAGCGUGUGAUUGCCCUCAAGUUUCUGGCCCUUACAGGCAGGCCCUUAAAGGUAAAGAGACCCCUGACCAUUAGGUCCAGUCGUGGCCGACUCUGGGGUUGCGGCACUCAUCUCGCUUUACUGGCCCAGGGAGCUGGCAUACAGCUUCCGGGUCAUGUGGCCAGCAUGACUAAGCCGCUUCUGGCGAACCAGAGCAGCGCACAGAAACGCCGUUUACCUUCCUGCCGGACUGGUACCUAUUUAUCUACUUGCACUUUGACGUGCUUUCGAACUGCUAGGUUGGCAGGAGCAGGGACUGAGCAACGGGAGCUCACCCCGUCGCGGGAAUUCAAACCGCCGACCUUCUGAUCAGCAAGCCCUAGGCUCUGUGGUUUAACCCACAGCGCCACCUGCGUCCCCUAGACAGGCCCUUAGAAAUGCCUUAACUGUUGGUGGCAUAGGGGCAAGUUGUGGGCCUGUCCCACAACCAGCUCUCGUGCUCAGUAGAUAUGCCACGAUGAAACAAAUCAAAUGCAUAAACGGAUGUCAGACUCCCAUUCCAUCACUGGUCAGCUAUCCCUGGAAUUAUGCUCUUCAGGUAUUUUCAGAUUGGGAUUUCUGACUACAUGAGCACCUCAUUGACACACUUUGCCCGGAUGGGUUCUUAAUGACCGAUACGCCUCUGUCAUUCUCUUGUAGGCUGCAUGGGGUGGCAGUGCCCUCCUCUCGCAGAGGCACCGGCACCUUCUGAAUGGGGUCGAGAGGUAGGCAAUAUUUACUCUUGAGUGGGCUUUGAGCUGUGUACCAACAGACCGGUGAUGCAAGGGCUGGAAUGUUGCGUCCCAAAAGCAAGGAAGGAUUGGACUCUGAUUAAUAAAAUACACACGAGGUUUGACCAGCAAGACUCUGGAAAGAAGUGCCAAUAAUAAUCUGUCCACCCCUUGGCCCAGGUUGUUUUAUUCACAAAAGAACUUUUUACAGUGUUCGUAAGAACCAAUCAGGUUUCCUCUGAGCAUUUAAAAAAACACCCACGUGGGACGAAGUUAAAGUUAAAACUACAAAGAGCUAAUUUGAGCAUGCAUACAUUCUGGGGUAAAUAAAACAGGACUAAAGGAGGAAUGCAUUCAGCAACCCCAGAGGUCAUAAACAAGCAGUAAACAUGAGAGGAAGGAUGGCAAGGAAAGAUUAGGCAUCUUUAUCACCUCCAUGUGAAACUCUGUUUCCUGGCCCUAAGAUCUACCUAAACAUUAACAAAAGCUACAUCAAAGUAACCUACUAUCUUUAUGUACUGAGGAUGCCUGGUCUGUGUUUCAGAAUGCUUAUACAUGCUUGUCAGGCAUAGAGAAAUGGGCAGCAGAGAAAAUGGCAGAGAUGCAGAGGCUUGUGGGAUUUGAUCGGAAAUUAUUGUCAAUGGUCAAUGACCCAAGCCCAGUCAACGCAAUGCUUUCAUUGCGGACACAAUGGCUUGUUCCAUUUUUCAUAAUUCCUCAUAGCAAUCCCACCUGACCCCCACAUCGGAAAUGCAGAUGGAUGGGCUGGUGAAGCAGCUCAGCAUAUACCCGAGCAGCCAGUCUCGAGUCAGCAACUUUAUAUGGGACCAGCCGGGUGGAAUCCCUACAUACUUAAUCCCCUGCUGAUUUAGAAUCAUAGACUCAUAGAGGGUCGUCUACGAAUCUCAGCUACAGCAAUCCAUGACAGAUGGCCAUCCAACCUCUGCUUAAAAACCUCCAAGGAAGGGGAGUCCACAAGAGUUCCACAAAAUGGCGGGCAGUUCCCUUGCCUGGCAAGCUGGCACAGAGAGCAAGGAGCCCUGGAUCCUGCCAUAACAGGUCCCUGGUGCCCUGUGACAGGUUGUAUGUGAGGCUGCUGGUUCAGGGCCAAAUAUCUCGGCAGCCCAAUAGCUUUCAGAUAAGACACCUGCCCUGGUAAGCCACUACUUGUCAUUGGCCUGAUUCAUGUCCUUCAUUGUUAUGUACUGAGUUGAAUAGAAUCCAAAAGGCAGCAGUCUGAUUGGUUCUAGAACAAUAGGAUUCAGAAUGCAGCAGUCUGAUUUGUCCUAGAACAAUAGGAUUCAGAAUGCAGCAGUCUGAUUGGUCCUAGAACAAUAAGGUCCAGAAUGCAGCAGUCUGAUUGGUCCUAGAACAAUGCAGCAGUCUGAUUGGUCCACAGGAGCCACCCAAUACAGCUCCAGGUGGAAGUGAAUCCGCAACCUGAUUGGCCUGCAGGUGAAUCCCAGAAUUAGCCAAUCACAUGGGGCCCAUUGUGUAAAUAAUGUAUAUAAAGCAGACAUUCUGGGGGAACUUCCAUUCCUCCUCACCACAAUGAGCUGAAUAAAGAGCAUGAAAUCCACUCUCAACUCAAGAGUAUAUUUCAUUCAUAAUAUUACUGUCAAGUCCAGGGCAUCAUUUUGCAACAGGCUGCUGCUGGGGUCCAAUUCCAGGAUGGGUCAAAGGAACCGGUGCCAAUAACAAGGCAGGCUGGAAGUCGGGCACUAGAUCUGGCAAACAUGCAUUGGGCAGGGAGGGGGGUCAAAAGCAGGAGAUCCAGUCACAGAUGGCCUGGAGGUCAGAGAUGGGGCUGGUCUCAUUGAAAGAGGCUUGGUACAGCCUGGCAUGAUUUCUAAUGGUUAUGAAAACAUUAACAUACACAAAGCUGUUGAGUUGGGGACAGACCAAGAAAGGCAUAUGUUUUAAAGAUUUAGCAAAGUUUCAUUUUUUAAUUUAAAAGGCCAAUAACAUCCAGACUGCUGGCAAGAUAAGCCAGCAUUUGGAAGGCUUGAUAUCUGAACAAUGAACGAUGGUGAUGAAGCAUGAAACUUGGGCUCCUUAACCCCCUGAAGAAAUCUGCAAAUGAACAAAACCAAAAAAAGAGAAAAGUUUUAAUUUAUGACCACAGCAUAUUGUUUCCCUAACCGAGUGGUUGUCAAUUGUUCUCUCACCUCCCCCUGUUAUUUUAACUUUCAUUUGUGUGUGUUUGUGUGUGUGUCUGUGUGUUACAGAUAGGUGCCAGACACUUAGGGUGAACGAAUGUAUAUUGCUGUUGAGCACGACAAGUUGGUUUUGAUGGAAAGUUUUUAUGCAUCUACAUUCGCUUGUGAACUCAACUGACCAUCUUCAUGCUAUGGGCUCAGAUGGCAGUGCCCACACCAGUUUUGUAGCACAGAGGGCACUCUUAGCUGACAGAGUCUUGCCUGGGAGACCAGAGUGCUGGUGGCACCACUCCUGCCUGAAGACCUCCACCAGCGCCUUACGGUUACAGUGGAUGUCAACAGCCACAUACAGUAUAUGUAUUGAUCAUUCCAAACAACUGUGAAUGCCUAAAGAGCCAUUGGUGAAUGUUGAUACUGUUAGCAUUUGCCUGAGUCUGUCCAAACAAUGGCGGAAUAAGUAAAAUAUAUAUUUGGGGCAUUCUCAAAAUUCACCCAGGGCUGUAAGCCCUGACAUGUGAAGGUCAAACUGACAGACGUUUCCUUCUGGAAAAGCCUUGUUUACGUUGCAAUAUUGCAUUUUCUUCUCCCCCAGUUCGCUCCCCCUUCCCACAACAUCGCUUCGCAUUUUCUUGCAUCUUAGAAUAGGAUACGUUCCGUGUCAAAACAAGCCGUGAUAACGUUGUUCUUCUGUUUCCCUACACAGGGCAGAUUCUGUGGCUUGGAAUCCCCACAAAAUGCUUAUGACUGGGCUGCAGUGUUCUGCGUUCCUGCUGCGAGACAGCUCCGUAGGUAUUUGGGCUGGGGAUGAUUCAGCUUAAGAAACUGGCCUAAUGUCAUGUGAGUGGCAAGGAAAGGAAAAAAAAUGAAGAAAAGAGAUGGCAGUGUCCCAACCACUUUUUGUUGGAAUGUUGAGGGUGGCAGGAGAGGAUAUAUUGUUUAUUAAUAUCUUUCCUAACUUGUGCUAGCAAGUUCCUUUACUUAGCAGAGUGCAUUCCCCCUUUGCACAGCAGAAAACUGGUUGCAAAUUCGUGUGAGUUUCAUAACAACAACAACAACAACAACAACAAUUUAUUAUUUAUACCCCGCCCAUCUGGCUGGGUUUCCCCAGCCACUCUGGGCGGCUCCCAACAAAAUAUUAAAAUACAGUAGUCUAUUAAACAUCAAAAGCUUCCCUAAACAGGUCUGCCUUCAGAUGUCUUCUAAAAGUCUGGUAGUUGUUUUUCUCGUUGACAUCUGGUGGGAGGGCGUUCCACAGGGCGGGCGCCACUACCGAGAAGGCCCUGUGCCUGGUUCCCUGUAACUUGGCUUCUUGCAGUAAGGGAACCUCCAGAAGGCCCUCGGCGCUGGUCCUCAGUGUCCGGGCAGAACGAUGGGGGUGGAGACGAUAUACUGAACCGAGGCCAUUUAGGGCUUUAAAGGUCAGCACCAACACUUUGAAUUGUGCUUGGAACGUACUUGGAGCCAAUGUAGGUCUUUCAAGACAGGUGUUAUAUGAUCUCGGCAGCUGCUCCCAGUCACCAGUCUAGCUGCUGCAUUCUGGAUUAGUUGUAGUUUCCGGGUCACCUUCAAAGGUAGCCCCACGUAGAGUGCAUUGCAGUAGUCCAAGCGAGAGAUAACUAGAGCAUGCACCACUCUGGCAAGACAGUCUGCAGGCAAAAAGCAAUUCAAUCUGUUCUAAUAUUUCCUGGUAAGACCCCUUGAAUCCCUCCUAAAAGAAUAAAGACACCACAGUCUUAUUCAUAAGCAAUAAAAAGAAAGUUGACUCACGAUGAGGCAGAGCACAGUGUGAUCCCUGAAGGCAGGAUUUAGGCUUAAAGUUACAAACAUAUACAAAAAGGUUUACCCCAUAAGGGAGAUGACCUGGGGGACUGUUUGCCUGGCAGUCAGCAGUUUAGUCCAGGAAGUUCGCAGGACGAAAGGAAGAUGGAGGAAGAGAGGGAGUGGCAGCAUGCCUUGUCCUUUUACCUGGUCUGGAAAGGUUACACCCACCCACUAGUCACAUGCAAGGAAGGAUGCUCCAGCCAGGUGUAACAGGAAGUUCCACUGGCUGGACCAACAUCCCCUUGCAUGUCCACUCUAGGAAAACAAAGAAUGUUGUAUUUGACUGCUCCCAGUGGAUUGCAUGCCACACUUUGGUCUGUGUCCCCCCAUACCACUCGUUUUGGCCCCCCACUCACAACCAGCUUGAGAACUUGACCCCUGAGGAAAUGUGGCCCUGUCCACCCAAAAGUCAAGGUAAGGUCUGUGUGUAUGUACGCUGUGCCAAAGAUAUAUACAGAUUUGCAUAUAUUUGCUUAUUGGUUGUGCAGAAUUUAUUGUGUUUCCGCUAGCUAUUGCAAGGGGGGAGCUAUGCAGAAGAAUCCCAAAGCCCCCGCCCUCUGAGUAAGGCAAACAGUCCCCAGCUGCCCCCUGACUCUGAAACAACCAUUUGCAAUCAUAAGGGAUAUAUAUAUAUAUAUAUAUUUUAUAAGAUAUUUAUUAGGAUUUUCAGAAUAUUACAAAGCAAAAAAAAGAAAAAAGAAAAAAUACAAAGUAAAAAUGGUUAAAAACAAUUCCUUCCUUCCAUUACUUAUCCUUCAUUUGCUUAGUUUUCAGGACCUCCUCACACCUCCCUUUUUUGUAUUCCAGUUCAGUUGUUAGUUCAGCAAAUCCCUCCCCUCUUUGUAUAUCCUAAUCAUUAAUCAUAGAAUAUUCAUAAGGGAUAGACACUUAAAAAAUAAAUUGGAGCUUAGAUUCAGACAGAUUUUUUUUUGGGGGGGGGAGUGGAAUUCUUGACUACACAUGGCCCUAGUCCUACCCUAUCAGUGAGCUCUCAUUGGCCCAUGCAGGGUGGAUGUUUGUCUCUCAGAUUUGCAAGGUCCCACUUCCACCUCAAGACCAGGACUUCUCAAAGAGAAUUAAUUGAUGUCUGUUUUUAUGCAUAUUGUGUUGUUUUUAUGAUGUUAGCCACUCUGAGCCCGGCCUCGGCUUGGGAUGGCGGGAUACAAAUAAAAAAUUAUUAUUAUUACAGUGGUACCUCGCAAGACGAAUGCCUCGCAAGACAAAAAACUCGUUAGACGAAAGGGUUUUUUGUUUUGUGAGUUGCUUCGUCAUGACGAUUUUCCAUGGUGUCGGAAAGCUUUAAGACGGAAACGUCUUGCAAGUUUAUCACCAAAGUUUUCUUAACACCGUCAAUACAGUUGCUACACUGUGACCUAUGAGGAGCAACUCAUAGAUCAAGUGUGGCAGCCUGUAUUGACGGUUUUUAAAGACUUUGGUGAUAUUUGCAAGACUUUUCCAAGACUUUCCGACACCAAGCCGCAUAGGCGAAAAUAGUCUUGCAAGCAGCUCAAAAACAAAACCCUUUCGUCUAGCGAGUUUCAAUCUUGCAGGCAUUCGCUUUGCGAGGCACCACUGUAUUAUUAUUAUUAAGAGUAGCCCAGCUCAUAAGCGAUGAGGUAGACCUUGAGAUCUGCAGUGGAGACACUUCCCUUUGUGUCCUGCCCACUUUUGAACUGCACCUAGCUGGGAUGUGGAGAAACAGCUGUCUCCAUCAACCAGCUUUCCCCAACCCGGUGGCCUCCAGGUGUUUUGGACUACGAUUCCCAUCAUCCACAUGAUACUGGCUAGGGCUGAUGGGAACUGUACUCCAAAACAUGAUGCUGACUGUGGAUGAUGGGAUUUGGAGUCCAAAACAUCUGGAAUGCCCAAGGUUGUGGAAGUGUGUCCUAUAUUGUGGUUGUUGUUGUUUUUCCCUGUGGAAGCCUGGUCUUGCUCCAGUUCUAAAGUCCCAAAAGUUAUUGAGUCUCCUGAUCUUUUUUUUUUUUAAUCUUGUGGUUUUAUCGUGUGUAUUUCUUAACUGUGGUUGAAAGCCACGCUAACUAUUGAUUGAUUGAUUGAUUGAUUGAUUAAAUUUCAAUCCCGCCCUUCAUCCGAAGAUUACAGGGCAGUUUACAAUAUAGAAACACAAAUGACAUAGCAUAAUAAUGAACAAAAACAAUUUAAAAGACCCUAGACUAUUUAAGUACCCAAGGGCCUGAGAGAAGAGGAAUGUUUUUGACUAGCAGCUAAAGAUAUGUAAUGAAGGCACCAGGCAAGCCUCCCUGGGGAGAGCAUUCCACAAGCAGGGUGCCAACACGGGAAAGUCCCCGCUCUCGUGUUGAUGCCUUCUGGGCCUCUCAUGGAAGAGACAUGCGAAGAAGGGCCUCUAGAGAAUGAUCAAAAGCCAUUUUAAUGGACCGGGCAGGGGAAGGCAGGAAUGUAUUACAAUACAGUGGUGCCCCGCAAGAUGAAUGCCUCGUAAGACGGAAAACCCGCUAGACGAAAGGGUUUUCCGUUUUUCAAUGCGCUUCGCAGGACGGAUUUCCCUAUGGGCUUGCUUCGCAAGACAAAAAUGUCUUGCGAGUCUUGAGAUUUUUUUUCGCUUCCCCCCCCCUUUUUCUAAGCCGCUAAGCCUUUAAUAGCCUUUUAGCAGCUAAGCCGCUAAGCCGCUAAGCCUUUAAUAGCCGCUAAACCGCUAAUAGCGCUAAUCCGCUAAGCCGUUAAUAGGGUUGCUUCGCAAGACGAAAAAACCGCUAGACGAAGAUACUCGCGGAACGGAUUAAUUUCGUCUUGCGAGGCACCACUGUAGAACGUAGGAACAUGUUUUUUUUUAAAAUUCUGUUUUGGCUUCUCCCCCCUGGCAGGGCCUGCUGCAGAGAUGCCACUGCGCUGAAGCCACUUACCUAUUCCAGACGGACAAGUUCUACAACAGGACUUACGACAGGGGGGACCAGACCAUCCAGUGUGGCCGCAAAGUCGACUGCUUCAAGCUGUGGCUGAUGUGGAAGGCCAAUGGCACCAGGGGAUUAGAGCAGAGAGUCGACAGGGCCUUCGCCAUGACCAGGUGUGCCUUGCGGGGUAAGGGUGGGAGCGGGGUGGGUGGUCUCCCUUUCUCAAAGCCGAGAGACUCGGGAUGACACCUCCAUUGCCUAGUUGCCAGCAGAUGAAUGUUACAGAGCUCAUCCCAGUUUCCUGGCCUUCUCCUCCUUCCCUCCGCUAGGUACCUGGCUGAUGAGAUCAAGAAGAGAGAAGGCUUUCAGCUGGUGAUAGAGGUAAGAAGUGCCUGAGCUCCAGGACUCGACAGGCCUCAGUCUCAGAAUCUGUAUUCGGUGGUAGGGCUCAACCCUAGGACACACUAGGGCGCCCCUAGGCUUGCUGAGACUUUCACUAUUCUUUGACUAGUCUUACCCCUAUGAAGCAAUGACAAACCUAGACAGCAUCUUAAAAAGCAGAGACAUCACCUUGCCAACAAAGGUCCGUAUAGUUCAAGCUAUGGUUUUCCCGGUAGCGAUGUAUGGAAGUGAGAGCUGGGCCAUAAAGAAGGCUGAUCGCCGAAGAAUUGAUGCUUUUGAAUUAUGGUGCUGGAGGAGACUCUUGAGAGUCCCAUGGACUGCAAGAAGAUCAAGCCUAUCCAUUCUGAAGGAAAUCAGCCCUGAGUGCUCACUGGAAGGACAGAUCCUGAAGCUGAGGCUCCAAUACUUUGGCCACCUCAUGAGAAGAGAAGACUCCCUGGAAAAGACCCUGGUGUUGGGAAAGAUUGAGGGCACAAGGAGAAGGGGACGACAGAGGAUGAGAUGGUUGGGCAGUGUUCUCGAACCUACGAACACGAGUUUGACCAAACCGCGGGAGGCAGUGGAAGACAGAAGUGCCUGGGGUGCUCUGGUCCAUGGGGUCACAAAGAGUCGGAGAUGACUAAACGACUAAACAACGACAACACCUAUGAAGGUGUCGUUUAUAAUGUUGGACCAAUGAUUCCUCAAGCCCUUAAGCAGUGCAACUGUCUUUGUGGGGGGACCUUUACUAGUCCUCAUUGAGGUUAUUUUGGAGAAGGCAGGAACUGAACUCAGAUCACUCCGCAUGCACUCUUCACUCGGAGCUGCAGGCUGAUUCCUCACCUGCAAUCAACCACCAAAGCUGCUGAACAAAUUUGAGCUUUGGCAUCUUUCUUUGGUGUUUUGGGUGAAACAUGCCCAUCCGCCAGACACCAGGCAUCCUGUGCCACCAAGCACGGAGAUCUAAACCUUAUAAAACAGGUCACUUCUAUCUAUAAUUUUUGCGCUUUGCAGCAGUAAGAUCCGAGGUCACCCUGAGCCUGGCUUGAACUCUCAAGGCACCUGAUGAUUGACAGGAUAAAGAUGCACUAUUGCAGAUAGGGGGUGUAUGCUAUUGAAAUAUAGAUCAAGGCCCCCAGAACUUCGCACUUCACAGGGGAUGGGUGUGUAGGAGAAAUAGAGUCCUGAACACUUCCCUUAAGAUUUCUUGUCCCUCUUUUCUUUUAGCCGGAAUUCACCAAUCUGUGCUUUUGGUACGUGCCUCCCAGCCUACGCGGGAAGGAGGGAUGCACAGAUUACUGUCUGAGAUUGGGCAAGGUAAUAAUAAUAAUAAUUUAUUAUUUAUACCCCGCCUAUCUGGCUGGGUUUCCCCAGCCACUUUGGGCGGCUCCCAACAGAAUAUUAAAAACACGAUAAAACAUCAAACAUUUAAAUCUUCCCUAAACAGGGCUGCCUUCAGAUGUCUUCUAAAAGUCAGAUAGCUCUUUAUUUCCUUGACAUCUGAUGCGAGGGCGCUCCACAGGGUGGGUGCCACUACCGAGAAGGCCCUCUGCCUGGUUCCCUGUAACCUCACUUCUUGCAAUGAGGGUACUGCCAGAAGGCCCUUGGUGCUGGAGCUCGAUGUUCGGGCUGAACGAUAGGGGUGGAGACACUCCUUCAGGUAUACUGGGCCGAGGCCAUUUAGGACUUUAAAGGUCAGCAUCAACACUUUGAAUUGUGCUCGGAAAUGUACUGGGAGUGUUGAGAAUCCUGUGCAGCUUUUCUCAACCUGUGGGUCCCCAGAGGUUGCUGAACUACAACUCCCAUCACCCCUAGAUAGCAAGGCCAGUGCCCAGGGAUGAUGGGAGUUGUAGUCCAACAACAUCUGGGGACCCACAGGUUGAGAACCGCUGCUGUAAAGGAAAUGGUCCACUCCGACAGGAGGCCGUGGAUAUUGCUCAUUGUGCAUGUGCUCAUUCUUCUAAACUGGGGUGGGUGGGUGCUGCGUCCCAGUGUCCAACCAAACUCUGAGACUGGGUUCCUUCUUUGCCCGGGUUUAGGUAGCUCCUAUGAUCAAGGAGCGGAUGAUGAAGAAAGGGUCCAUGAUGGUGAGCUACCAGCCCCUCGGCAACAGAGUCAACUUCUUCCGCCAGGUGGUGACGAACCCUGCAGUCACCCGAGAGGACUUGGACUUCUUCCUUGACGAGAUUGAGAGGCUUGGAAGAGACCUGUAGCAGCUCUGCCCACUUCUCUGGACCCUUUGGCAAUGCGGGUGGGACUUUACACCUGAAAUCCAGGAGCCUUCGGUUUUCUUUCUCCACCGCUUCCCUCUGCAAACCUUACAAGAAGCAGCAGAAGCUGCAACUCGCCAGGGCCUCCAGCUCGCUUCCCCCCAUUCUCACCUCAUCCCUCUUCACAUAAACAUCAAUGAUAUCUGGAACGCCACCGGGCCUUCCUUCUUCAGAAAGGGGAACAGCCGAGGCUGCUGCAAGGAGCUUAUGGAAGUGGAAGGUGAGACAUGGAGGAGGAAGCAACAGUCAGCAUCCAAAGCCCACUGCAGAAGAACAAAAAGACCCCAAAGACCCGUUCUCUGGCCUGCUUGCACAAACCUUGCUUUCUCUUUUAAAAUGAGAAUUUGAUUAAAAAUCUGUUUUCAUCC
Messenger RNA from Podarcis lilfordi (Lilford's wall lizard), 32391 nucleotides. The record is from the annotation of a GenBank genome assembly. Lineage: Eukaryota; Metazoa; Chordata; Lepidosauria; Squamata; Lacertidae.